AUGAUGCCUGGGAAUACUCGUGGACAGGAAGAACAGGAAUCCCAUUGUCCCACUUUAGAAACCGGUGGGAUGGACUUACCUCCUACCCAUAUCAAGGGCCUAGUGAUAUCAAGGACCUUAGAAAUCCACACCCCAAAAAACAAUACAUUUUUGGAGCAAGAUCCGAACAAAACUGCAUCAGCAAACCAGGUUAUUGAUGAAAUGACUGGCCAUAUGGCUCAUCGAAGACUAAAAGGAAUGGCCAGAACUUUCCACCAAACCUGUCCUGGUGACUGGGAUCGUGGUAAGGAGGUGGGCUUUGGAGGCACGCUCCGUGGAUUUUACGAGCGUGACGAGUUCCAGGAAAAAGCGCCGAUGUUUGAAGCGGCGAUACGCUUUAGGUGGGAGGCAGCCCUUCUCGCAGACUACAUUCUCGAGUUGUUUAACCUUCCUGCUCCUGGUAAGGAGAUUUGCAUCAUGUGGAACCGGUUUUUGUGGCUUGAACAUAAACUGGAGACAAUGCCAAUGCCCGAAUUGGAGGCACGUUGGCGGAAAAUGUACAACUCCCUUUCUGGUUAUUUCAAGACUCCUUGCUUGGGAGAGCAGGGCCCACCUUUCUACCGACCACUACAUUAUUUGGUCGCGGCCUUUUUGGAAGCUGAUAAACCAGAGGAUGAGACAAGUGCUAUAAUUUCAUCCAUUGGGGAUUUCAUGAGCACAGUUCGGAUGUUUCACCAGCAACGUCUGAUUGAGGACCAAGAAGUACGUGGUAGAGGCCGCGAGUGGCUAAAAUCCGUCGGUCGACGGGCUCGCGAGUCCCUCUCGCCGCGUAAAAGGAGACGCCACUCAACAUCCGUGUCUUGCUAA
This is a messenger RNA of Penicillium verrucosum, 846 nucleotides long. RefSeq lists its product as uncharacterized. The transcript has a single exon. NCBI's taxonomy places the organism in Eukaryota, Fungi, Ascomycota, Eurotiomycetes, Eurotiales, Aspergillaceae. Bases 1 to 846 code for a protein of 281 amino acids. The record is from RefSeq and is a predicted model, not a curated record.